AUGUCUUCCAGCGAUUUUUCGGCUGUGCUGGACAUCCUGCGCGUGCUGUAUCAGCACGUCCAGACUCUGGAGGAGUUUGCGGACGGUAUCGUGUUCAGAGAGGGACGCAGGGCGGCUCUGGUGGAGCCGUCGGACACGAGCCGCUUCAAGACGUUCGUCAGGAGCGUGUUCGUCUGCUUUGACAAGGAGCUGCAGCAAACCCCGAGCUGCAACCAGAUCAGCACCCUGCCUGAACUCCUGGCCUUUGUUGUGAACAAUCUGAAAAGGAAGAAAAAGAGGAACGUCUUGGCCCAUGGCUACCACUUUCUGUCACUGGCUCAGGAGGAUCGGGAUGCAGACACCUUUAAAUUCCAAGGAGAUGUAACUCAAAGCGCUGCUUAUAUCCAUGGCAGCGACCUCUGGAAGAGAAUCACCAUUCGCCUUGGCACAGACAUCACGCGCUACCUUUUGGAAAGCUGCUCCGUGUUUGUGGCAGUUCCUCCUUCGUGCGCUUUCCAAGUGUGUGGUGGUCCAGUCCAUGACCGAGUGUCCAUAACCACCACACCCAGUGGGUUUUGUCUACAGUCCAAGUACAGGCGACACAUCACAAUGCAUCGAGGGUUAACGACCUCCAAAAAAGGAAACACUGUUGAGAAUCGUGUUGAAAGCAGGAAGAAGAGGAGAGCAGCUGCCAGAAUUGAGAAAAAGAAAAGGAAGAGAGAAGCUGAUCAAAGUGACGAGGCAACUUCGAGAAAGAGAAGACGUGUUUCAUAUGGAAAACACGGAGUGGAAAUCCAACAAGAGGAAACACAGACCAAGUCUGCGUGCUCAACGCCAUCGAUUAAACCUGUGGAAACCAGUGCUGUGAGUUUCAAGCCUUCCGUUGAAGCAGCAGCAGCAGCAGCAGCCCAGCAUGUCGUAGAAGGAGGUCCCAGUUGGAGAUCAGGAAUCUUCCCCCCUUUGCCACCGUCCCAUUGUUUUAUUCGCACGCUGGGACUCCUGUAUGGAGGCAGGGGCCUCCGCGGCUUCCUUCUAAACAGAAAAAAGAAGACUGCUGAUGGUACCGCGAGGCUGCAAGGGAAAGACUUGAUCAGAAUAGUGUUCUUUGAGGGACUGGCUUAUUUAAAUGGACUGCAGAGGAAGCCGAAGAAGCCCCCCCGGCGCUUUUUCAACAUGAUCCCCCUGUUCAAUCAGCUCUUAAAAUGGCACAAAAUGUGUCCAUACAGCAAAAUCCUGCAGAGAUUCUGCCCUGUGGUCAAAGAUCACAGUGCAAGCCAAGCAGAAAUGAACUCCCUCCUGCCUCUGCACUGUGCUCCUCACCGUGUCUACCUGUUUGUCAGAGAAUGUCUGUCCGCUGUGAUCCCACAGGAGCUGUGGGGCUCCGAUCACAACCGAAUUAAUUUCUUCGUCAAGGUCAAAGGCUUUCUGCACAGUGGCAAGUUUGAGAGGCUAUCACUGGCAGAGCUGAUGUGGAAAAUGAAGGUGAAUGAUUGCGAUUGGACAAAGCUCAGCAAGACGGGUCGAGUCCCACCCAGUGAGCUCGCUUAUCGGACACAGAUCCUGGGUCAGUUCUUCGCCUGGCUUCUUGAUGGAUAUGUCGUGGGGCUUGUGAGAGCGUGUUUUUAUGUCACAGAGAGUCUGGGGAAGAAAAAUGCCCUCAGGUUUUACAGACAAGAAGUGUGGACCAAACUGCAAGACUUAGCAUUCAGAGGCCAUCUUUUGAAAGGCCAGAUGGAGGAGUUGACUCCAGCUCAGGUGGCAUCCCUUCCCAAGGACACAGUCGUCUCCCGUCUCCGCUUCAUUCCCAAAGCUGAUGGCAUGAGGCCAAUCACCCGAGUCGUGGGAGCAGAUCCCAAAACACGGCUCUACAGAGGGCAAGUCAGAGACUUGCUGGAUAUGUUGCGAGCCUGCGUGCGUUCUACUCCAUCCCUACAAGGCUUCACUGUCUGGGGGUUGGCGGAUAUCCACAAGGUUUUGUGCAGAGUCGCGCCAGCUCAAAAAGAGAAACCGCAAUCCCUGUACUUUGUGAAAGUGGAUGUGAGCGGAGCCUAUGAGAGCCUCCCGCAUGACAAACUCAUGGAGGUCAUCACCCAGGCCCUGGCGCCCGUCCAGGACAAAUUCUUCACCAUCCGGCGCUACUCCAAAAUCUGGAAGGAUUCCCACGAAGGCCUGAAAAAGGCCUUUGUGAGACAGGCUAAUUAUCAGGAAGAUAACAUGAGCUCCACCAACAUGAAGGGAUUCCUGAUGGCGCUGCAGGGUUCUGGCAAAGUUCAUCACUCCAUCCUGGUUGAGCAGAAUUUCAGCUCCGAUCUCCUGGGCAGAGAAGCACUGAAGUUCUUUUCUCGGAUGUUAACCGGCGGUGUGGUUAAGCAUGGGAAAAAGACAUACCGCCAGUGCCGAGGGAUCCCUCAGGGCUCGGUGGUCUCCACCCUGCUCUGCUGUCUCUGCUACGGCCAUAUGGAAAACGCCCUCUUCAAAGAUUCUGCUGAAAGCCGAGGGUGUUUGAUGAGACUGGUGGACGACUUUCUUCUGAUCACACCAGACCAACACAAGGCGGAAGCCUUUCUGAAGAUCUUCCUGGCUGGCGUCCCGCAGUACGGCGUGGUGGUAAACCCACAAAAGGUGGCCGUCAACUUUGAAGUGUCGGCGAGCGUGGGCUCCUGUCCCGGCAUCCGCGUGAUGCCUUCCCACUGCCUCUUCCCCUGGUGUGGGCUACUGCUGGACACCCGCUCCCUGGAUGUCUACAAAGACUAUUCUAGCUACGCAGGCCUGUCUCUCCGCUACAGCCUCACUUUAGGCUCCUUCCACUCCGCCGGACAGCAAAUGAGGAGGAAGCUGAUCGCGGUGCUGAGGCUCAAUUGCCGCUGCUUGUUUUUGGACUUGAAGGUCAAUUCUCUUGAGACGGUCUACAAGAACAUCUACAAGCUGGUGCUGCUGCAUGCAUGCAGGUUUCAUGUUUGUGCCCAGAGUUUGCCCUUUGGUCAGAUGGUUGCUAAGAACCCUGCUUACUUCCUGCAGAUGAUCUGGGACAUGGCGCAGUUCACCAACAAGACCAUCAGGCUGAGCAACAAAGGAGUGAUCUUAGGUAGCAGUGCGCAGACGGGCAUCGUGCAAUAUGAAGCGGUCGAGCUGCUGUUUUGUCUGUCUUUCGUGCUCGUGCUGUCACAACAUCGCUCCCAAUAUAAAGAUCUGCUCCAGCGCCUGCACAAACGAAAGCGCAGCCUGGAGCGCCGCCUUGGGGAUCUGCGGCUGGCCAGGGUCCGGCAGGCCGCAACCCCCAGGAUCCCCACUGACUUCCUAGCCAUCCGAAUGUAGACCACCUGGUGGCCCCAAACCCAGCUCUCGUCAGAAAGAAUCAGGAGCUGAGAACAUUACCAGAAGUAUUUAUCACUGAAAAAAACAUGGAACAGAACACAGUUUUUAUUGCCAUGUGUGCUUCUUGAGUUCAAGUGACAAUCCCUCAUCUAUUUUUCAGAUGCGCUUCAUGUAACACAUCCAACUUGCAUAAAAAAAACCAAGUCAUUUAACCACUGUAGAGAUAAAUGUCUGUCAUAAACACGCCCUGCCAAAUGACCACAACUGAACCAAUAAAGGUGAUUGAAAAUCACUCUGCUGCUGCACCCAGGCCAGGCCCAUCCUAACUGGACUUGGACUAUGAGU
Salarias fasciatus (jewelled blenny) is the source of this 3639-nucleotide messenger RNA. RefSeq names its product telomerase reverse transcriptase (gene tert). Gene Ontology annotation, cellular component: telomerase catalytic core complex. Gene Ontology annotation, biological process: telomere maintenance via telomerase. Gene Ontology annotation, molecular function: telomerase RNA binding; telomeric repeat DNA binding; telomerase activity. NCBI's taxonomy places the organism in Eukaryota, Metazoa, Chordata, Actinopteri, Blenniiformes, Blenniidae. The record is from RefSeq and is a predicted model, not a curated record. The transcript is spliced from 16 exons. The coding region runs from base 1 to 3294 and encodes 1097 amino acids.